AGUAACUAAAAGAUACAAGUACACGUAUGCUGCAUCAAUGAGGCGUCCUCAUAAAUAUACAUACCCAAGUAUAUACCAAUAAAUAAAACGACAGUCGUGUGAUGAGUACCUACCUAGGUAACUACCUAGGUAGGUAGGUAUAUAAUAGUCCGAGAAUCAACUUUCUCUAUACCUUUUAGGCGAUCUACCUCGCAUCUUAAACGUAUUGCAGAUCAAUAUGUCCACCAAUAAUCUGGUACUGCCACUUGUUGACCUGACCGGCUAUACCAGGCCAGGUUCUCCAGGAGACAAGGAAAGGGUUAUAGCACAGGUUUGCGAUGCCUGUCGUCAAUAUGGAUUCCUUCAAGUCAAAGGUCAUGGUGUGCCUCUAGGAGCUCAACAGAGCUUGCUUAAAAGUAUCGACAAAUUCUUCAAAUUGCCUGAAGAAGAGAAAAUCAAACUCUCAUUUCUACAAAACCCAUGCCGUCGUGGAUAUGAGGCUUCUGGAAUGUCAAUUCGAGAUGGCGAUGCUCUUCCUGACUCAAAAGAGGCCUUUUACGUCGGCCGUGAAGACUCAGUCGUUGAGCUCCCGGGAUUUUACGGUCCUAACGUCUGGCCUGAUUUGCCAAAUGAAGACUUUCGUGAUCCGGUCUGGGAGUAUUACAACAAGACAGAGCAGCUAGGAAGAACAAUCUGGGAGAUCCUACUUCAGGGUCUUGGACAUCCACCAAGUGUACUAAAUAAAUUCGCCCAGAGACCCAUGGUCAUGAUGAAGAUGAUCCGGUACCCGCCCGCAAGCGCAACACUCCCCAGUCAAUUUGGUGUCGGCGCUCACACAGACUUCGGCGGCAUAACCGCUCUGCUCCAGCAACCUGACCGAGAAGGCUUGGAAGUUUGGCAUGAGGAACAAGAGGCAUGGCUUCCGGUGCCAUCGAGGGAAGAUGUGUUUAUCAUUAACUGCGGCGAUAUAGUACAAAGAUGGUCAGGUGAUGUAUAUAAGAGCGCGAGACACCGUGUUAUCAACAAAGCCGAAGCAGAAAGGUUGUCAUGUGCUACGUUUUGGCAUGGCGAUGCGGGAGCGACUAACCCGCUCGACCCCCAAGAACCGGACGACGCAACUGUCGGUCAGCUCUUGGUGAAACGUUUUCGCAAUCAGUUUUCUCUUGGCAAGGUGUAGUGUAUUUUGUGGUUUGUCGUCUGUUGUUGAAGUAGAGUUAAUGAACUGCUUUAAAGUACUGUAUAUGGUACGAAUAUUUUAUGUUUGGCUCAGGAUUUCAGUUUUACAAUGUCACCAAAGG
Hypoxylon trugodes is the source of this 1277-nucleotide messenger RNA. Its product is annotated as 2OG-Fe(II) oxygenase. The record is from RefSeq and is a predicted model, not a curated record. The coding region runs from base 218 to 1156 and encodes 312 amino acids. NCBI's taxonomy places the organism in Eukaryota, Fungi, Ascomycota, Sordariomycetes, Xylariales, Hypoxylaceae. The transcript has 2 exons. Gene Ontology annotation, molecular function: dioxygenase activity.